UACACCUCCAACGAGUGCCCUCUUCAACCCUCCACCAUGAGAGCUGUAUGGAGCGUUGCUCUCCUCAUAGCCUGCUUCAUCGGGACCAUCAAUGCUCAGGCUCAUAGCAGCCACAUCAACAGUAACCGAGGCAACAACAUCGAGAGCACCAAUAUUAAGCCACAGCCGCCCAAAGAAAAUGUCUUGGAUGAGCCUAUUAGUUUCAACACCAAAGCCAAAGACGCUUGUAGCAUGGUGAUCUCCGGCCAGAAUAACUCCACUAAGCUGCGUGUCUCCUGCAAGAACAAGGGCAAAACUUACUGGUGUGAUUUUCUGGGCAAACCUUACUUGUGUAAGGCAUACAACAACAACCCACUGCACUUCUUUACUCAGAUAAAGUGGGACAUGAGAAAGCUCCACAAUGCCUGCCAGGGACCACAGGUCUACAAGCCACAUAUGUGCCGCUCUGCUUCAGAUGAUGUCCAAAUGAUAUUCCAAUCCUCCUUUCCCAAAAUUUCCAACCUAAAGCCUACCCAAGCUCCUAAGAAGAGCCAUCAUAAGCUGCAGCAUCAGCCAAAACCCCAGCAACCAGCUAAAUCAGCAUCCAAACCAGUCAAGCCUGUUGUUUUGAAGCCUGCACCUCCACGUAAACCUGUCAAGACCAUCACACCAAGACCCACCGUGGCGCAAGGGGAAGACCAAUCCACCAAGCUGGCAGAGGAGUAUUGCUGGGAGAGUCUUCAGGGCGUCUGCUCCUACUUAAUAAGCUGGUUCCAGAAUUAA
Messenger RNA from Paramisgurnus dabryanus, 762 nucleotides. It is a transcript of the gene fgfbp2b, whose product is annotated as fibroblast growth factor binding protein 2b. Gene Ontology annotation, molecular function: growth factor binding. NCBI's taxonomy places the organism in Eukaryota, Metazoa, Chordata, Actinopteri, Cypriniformes, Cobitidae. Gene Ontology annotation, biological process: cell-cell signaling. The record is from RefSeq and is a predicted model, not a curated record.